Molecule: messenger RNA, 861 nt
Organism: Gryllus bimaculatus (two-spotted cricket)
Lineage: Eukaryota; Metazoa; Arthropoda; Insecta; Orthoptera; Gryllidae
Source: the annotation of a GenBank genome assembly
AUGCACCAAGAUAUUGCGAGAGGUCAUAGUAAGAGAAGCUCGCUAGCAAAGGCGGCUUCCAGGAUGCGCGUAGCAGUGUUGCUACUGGUGUUGGUGGCGGCCGCUCUCGUCUCAGCCUCCGCUCGCCCUGAAGAAGGCGCCGUCGACCUGCGGGCGGCCGACGCCCCGCUCAGCCCCUUUGCGGAGGAAGGCCACGCGCUCACCACGGAGGUACCGCUGCAUUUGCUAACACUAACUGCCCACACACUGACUACCACAACAGAGUAUUUGCUAUUGUACCCUCCACUUCUGGUGUCAACUGAGUGCGGUAGUUGUAUUCUUGGGCUGUCUGAAGGAGUUGAUCAGCUUGUUUUCCAACUGAAACAAUCGCAGGCGAAGGCGAGAGCCGCUACCCGCGGGGGAUGCCAGGGCUUGUGGGCGUGGUCGGGGGCAGAGGCGGGGGCGCGGGCGGCCGGGCGGCGGGCGAGGACGACGGCGCUGGGGCGACCUCUUCACUCGGCCUUCGGCCACCGCUUCCGCCCACUCCACGUCCCGCCGCUCGCGCUCCUGUGCGGCACAGAGACGAAAGAGGUAACCCAUGUUGCGGCAAGGGGUUUCGAGGAUAAGCGGUUGGUACCUCAGGGAGAGCGUCCUGGCCCUAUUCUCCAAGAGGGGCUGAGCGGCCGUCGGACCGGCUGCCGUAAGGACGACGGAGGGCCUUCUUCAUUCAGGGCCGAGCCUGUGCAGCUCGAACGCCGGAGAACGGCAGCCAGCAGCAGAGGCACAGCACACACCCGCACCCGCAUCCUGCAAACACAACGCGCAAUGGCCAGCAAGCUCGUUGGGGUCCCCUCAAAAUUCAUUGCAAUUUCUCGUUCGUAA